Molecule: messenger RNA, 2011 nt
Organism: Punica granatum (pomegranate)
Lineage: Eukaryota; Viridiplantae; Streptophyta; Magnoliopsida; Myrtales; Lythraceae
Source: RefSeq, a predicted model, not a curated record
AAAAAAAAGGUGAGAGAGAGAGCAAAGGCCGAGGAGCAUUUCUCAUUCUCUCUCCCUGUCUGUCUCUCCGAGAAGGACACAAAUCAUCAAUCCGCCACCACACCCAUCACUCUCACUCCUCCCCCCCCCCUCCAUUCCCUGGAGAUCCUCCGGAAGCUCAGCUCAGCUCAGCUCCGCUCCUUCAAGAUCCCGACAGCUCGAUAAGGCGAGAGACCCCACGGUCUCCACCGCCCAAUGGAGGAGAAGCUGAUUCAAAGGCUAGAGGCGGCGGUCGCCCGCCUCGAGGCCGUUUCCGCCACCAGGGGCCUGCCCUCCGAUGACCUGGAUGCCGGGUCCUCGGAUCCCUCCAUCCUGGCGUUCGACGAUCUGAUUGCUCAGUGCGUGGGAAAGGUUUCCAGCGCCGCGGAGAACAUCGGCGGCCAGGUCCUGGACGCGACGAAGAUCCUCCGCGAGGCUUUCUCCGCUCAGCGGGAGCUCCUCAUCAAAAUCAAGCAGACGCAGAAACCUGACCUUGAGGGAUUGGGUCAGUUUCUUAUGCCACUGAAUGAAGUGAUAAUGCAAGCAAGUGCAUUGACAGAGGGCAGGCGAUCCGACUUUUUUAACCACUUGAAAGCUGUGGCAGACAGUCUCACAGCCUUGGCAUGGAUUGCAUACACUGGCAAGGAUUGUGGUAUGAGCAUGCCUAUCGCCCAUGUCGAAGAAAGUUGGCAGAUGGCCGAAUUUUACAACAACAAGGUAUUGGUGGAAUACAGAAACAAAGAGUCGAAUCAUGUUGAAUGGGCCAAGGCUCUAAAGGAACUCUAUUUACCUGGUUUGAGGGACUAUGUGAAGAGCUUUUACCCUCUGGGUCCUGUAUGGAGUGCUACCGGGAAACCAGCUACCUCUGCACCUGCAAAAGCUUUACCAAAAGCACCAGCGCCAGGUGCACCUGCCCCUCCACCUCCACCACCAGCUUCACUCUUCAGUUCUGAAUCUUCUCCCUCUUCAUCAUCUCGUCCCAAGGAAGGGAUGGCUGCUGUUUUCCAGGAAAUUAACUCUGGGAAGCCUGUGACAACUGGUUUGAGGAAGGUGACAGAUGAUAUGAAGACAAAGAAUCGAACAGAUAGAACUGGGGUUGUUGGUGUGAGUGAAAAGGGAGGUCGAACUAGUUCACCAGCUUUUUCAAAGGCUGGGCCCCCCAAAUUAGAGCUGCAGACAGGUCGCAAGUGGGUUGUUGAAAAUCACAUUGGAAGAAAGGAUUUGGUUAUUGAUGAUUGUGAUGCAAAGCAGUCGGUCUACAUAUUUGGAUGCAAGGAUUCAGUCCUGCAGAUUAAGGGAAAAGUUAACAACAUAACAGUUGACAAAUGCACCAAGACAGGGGUUGUCUUUGCGGAGGUUGUUGCUGCUUUUGAGAUCGUGAACUGCAAUCGUGUCGAGGUGCAAUGCCAGGGUUCAGCUCCUACAAUAUCAGUGGAUAACACAUCUGGCUGUCAACUGUAUUUGAGCAAAGAUUCACUGGAUUCAUCAAUAACGACAGCCAAAUCAAGUGAGAUCAAUGUUUUGGUACCCGGUGCUGAACCUGAUGGUGACUUGGUAGAGCAUGCUUUGCCACAGCAGUAUGUCCACACAUUUAAAGAUGGACACUUCACGACGUCUCCAGUUUCCCACUCCGGUGGUUAAAUGAAGCUGCUGUCGAUUACUUUCACGUGCUGUCCUAGAAUAUCGACCGAUUCCAUUGGUUCUGGAGUAUGAUGGUGGAUCCUGUUUCUUUAUUUUUUGGGCAUAAUUUAUUUUCAGAUGAAAUUUUGUGGCUGCUUCAUGAUGUUACGCCACUUCCAGUUUCGAAGUAUGUCUUCAUUUGUUUGUAGAGCUUAUCCUACCUUGGCUUGAGUCUUCUGAACUGUAUCGGUUGUUUCAUAUUUACAACAAUGUUGUGCCGACACUAUAUUGUAAUCUUUCAUUUUGUUGAUCGAACGAUUGAAUGAGAUGAGGGUUUUAUUAAAUCUAUGCAAGUUUUCCAAGUUGCAUUUGA